Molecule: messenger RNA, 717 nt
Organism: Venustampulla echinocandica
Lineage: Eukaryota; Fungi; Ascomycota; Leotiomycetes; Helotiales; Pleuroascaceae
Exons: 1
Coding region: 1-717 (238 amino acids)
Source: RefSeq, a predicted model, not a curated record
AUGGCAGACACAUCCGAUCUCUCCCUCCUCACCAUCUUCCUCCUCCUCACCGCCUGCCUGGUAUCGGUCUUCGUACUAGGACAGAUACUCGCGACGUACACGUCAGCGUAUCUUGUAGCACCGAGCGAGAUCACGACCUUCAUCGACGCAGUUGACUUCUCCAUCCAAGAGAAUGAGUCCUACGAUGGCGAUGUCGCGAAGGUGCCGAGGCUGGAGGAUAAGCUGCGGAUGGGAAAGCUGUUGAGGGAGAUACAGAAAUGCGGUGACGAUCUGAGGGAGGAUCUGAAUAAGCUGUUGAUCGAUGAGGGAGGCACCAGACUGAGAGCGAGCACGAGAUUGUUGUGGGCAGCUAAGAGGGGUCGCUUGGAGGAAAGGAUGAGGAGGCUAGAUCUGCUACGUAUGCGCUUCUUGGUCGUUUAUAUGGGCUUGAUUGCUGCGAAAAGCAAUGAGCCUCCCAAGGACCCCGAGAAACAGCGUAUUCAUCAACAUAUCCCAAAGGCGCCUGUGCGGCCUAGCUUACCUAUGAGCUUGAGUGAGGGUAUACAAAGGAAGCCUCCACUUCGGAGACUUACUACCCAGGCUAUGGGCCACAAUGACCAUGUUGGGGAAGCUCCAAAGAUGGGAUGGAUGGGAGUCGUGGCUGAACUGCAGAAUUCGCCGUUGAUGCAUAAAAGACAUGCUUCGAUUGAGAGUGCUAUGAGUCCUCGCAGUCCAUAA